Messenger RNA from Adineta steineri, 1176 nucleotides. Lineage: Eukaryota; Metazoa; Rotifera; Eurotatoria; Adinetida; Adinetidae. The record is from the annotation of a GenBank genome assembly.
AUGGAACUCGACAACAUCGAAACUUGUGAUGAGAAAAAAGCUGAACCAAAUGCAUCAGAAACAUCGACUAAUCGAUUAAGAUCUUUAUUGAAAUAUUUUGAAAAAAGAAAAUUAAUGUGGAUCAUUAUUUUUCUUGUCAUUCUUAUUUUGAUAAUAAUUAUUCCAAUUGUUAUUGUUAAAACAAAAAAAGGUAAUGUCACCUACCACUCAACAACAAUGGCUAUAAUCACAACUGAAAAUACGAAGGCAAUUAAUGAACUAACAACAGAAGAACAAAUUCGACCAAAAUACAAGAAGUGGAAACAAGAAGGAAUUACUGUUGCUGGAGGAAAUGGAAAAGGAAGUGGAUUACAUCAACUCGCUAAUCCUACCAGCAUGGCUUUUGACGAGAACGAAACUAUUCUUAUUGCUGAUAAAGACAAUCAUCGUAUUGUUGAAUGGAAAUAUGGGUCGAACAGUGGUCAAAUCAUUGUAGAUGGAAAUAACGCAGAAGAAAUAAAAUAUCAUUUGCGUCUUCCAGAAGAGGUGAUCGUCGACAAAAAAAAUAAUGCUUUGAUCAUUUAUAGUUACGCUAACCAAGCAGUACUUCGAUGGUUUCGUCAAAAUCAAACCAUUCAAGAACUUUUCGAUUUGGAUCCCAACCUUAAUCCUAUCGCAAUGGAUAAAAAUGGAUCUAUUUAUAUUUCUGAAUAUGCAGAGGAUCGAGUGAGACGAUGGAAAGACGGAGAUACAAAUGAGGCGAUAGUUGCAGGUGGAAAUGGAAACGGAAAGGAUCUCAAUCAACUGUUUGCCCCUAAAUUUAUUUUUGUUGACGAUGAUUAUUCUGUUUAUGUAUCAGAUUGGGGAAAUGAUCGUGUGAUGAAAUGGGAAAAAGACGCAACACAAGGAAUUAUUAUUGCCGAUGGAACCAAUAAUUUUAAUCAAAUACCUUUUCCUGAAGGAAUGAUUGUUGAUGAUUUGCGUCAUAUCUACGCGGCAGAUAAUAUUAAUCAUCGAGUGACACGUUGGUGUAAAGGAGAUACACAAGGUUCAACUGUUGUUGGUGGAAAUGGUCCAGGAGCAGAAUCAAAUCAAUUGAAUGGUCCCACUCGUUUAUUAUUUGAUACUGAAGGAAAUCUUUAUGUUGCUGAUUCAAAUAAUAAUCGAAUUCAAAAAUUUGAAUUAGUUUCUGAUUAA